AUGACCGACGAGCUCGUCCUCAACUUCUCCCCUCCCUCGGCCUCACCAUCCUCAGCUCCCACUCGCUCAACCAGCUCAGGCGGACGCAAAGGCGGGCGAUGGACCGACCGCGCAAAGGAGCGGAAGAGGAGUCAGAUUGAGGCGCGGAAGGCGAGUCGCGGGACUGGGACGCGCGAGGGCGGGGGACUGGGACAGGGCGUGAAGCGGAGUAGAGAGGACGAGGGCGCAGACGAUGCAGCGGGCGCAAAGAGGGAGCGUACGGCGGGAGGAGGAGGAGGAGGAGCACAUGUAUCACAGGGAGGGAAGCGCCGACUCGACAUGGCUGUCGGACCGUCGGGCAAGAAGCAGUACAUCUCGUCGCUCUUCACCGCCGAAGGACUCCCUACCGCCGCCGACUCUUCCACUUCCUCUUCCGCACCUAUCCUCCCUUCCAAACCAUCCAACGCGCCUCUCACGUCCGUACCCUCGACCGCAACGGACGCCUUGGAAAGCGGAGGCGAAGCAGAGGAGGGACCCGACCCAGCGCCGGAACUCUCGAAACUCGGAUUGAUGCGCGAACUCGUCACCGGACUCGCUGGGAAACUGGGCAUUACCGGUCCGACAGCCUGUCAAGCCGGUGCGAUCCCUCGACUCGUCCCUCCCUCCUCCGCCUUCGCAUCGACGGGUAAGGGUAAAGGGCGCGCGUCGGGGGCGGAUUUCGCGCAUGAUGCGAUCCUCCGCGCGCAGACGGGGUCCGGAAAGACCCUUACGUUCCUCCUCCCGAUGCUUCAGGACCUCCUCACCCUCCCUCCCUCCUCGCUUUCCACGCCUCCUCCCUCCUCCGCCAAGACCGGUCCUGACCGCUCAAUCGGGACCCUUGCGCUCAUCCUCGCUCCAACACGCGAACUCGCCUCCCAAAUCCACACGGUCCUCUCCUCCCUCCUCUCCUCCCUCCCUUCCUCUUCCCCGAACCCCAACAAGCCCUUUACGAUCUCCCCUCGCGCUCUCACCGCCGGCUUACUCGUAGGCGGCGCGAACCGCACGCACGAGAAGCGGCGCCUGCGAAAAGGGUGUCCGAUCGUGGUUGCUACGCCAGGUCGGCUGCUCGACCACUUGAAGACGACCGAGGCGUUCCGGCUGGCGGGUGAGGCGCCUAAGCUGAAAGAUGGCGCGCCGAAAGGAAGGCCGGGCAACCCUAAUACUGUCGCUCUCGGGACCCGCGGAGGAGGAUCAGGGGGCGAAGGGAAGGUUGGGUUGAGGUGGUUGAUUGUGGACGAAUGCGAUCGGUUGAUGGACCUCGGUUUCGAGGAACAGAUGAAGGGGAUCUUGGAGGAACUUGCGCGGCGCUCUUCCCCGUCGGCCCCGACGAAUGGAGCGGCGGGCUCGUUGAGACGGAGGACGAUCCUUUGUUCGGCGACUGCGAGCGAGGGAGUUGAUCGGCUUGCUGGGAUGGCUAUCUCGGACCGGGCUGCGGACGAGGGCGGGAAGGGGAUGGUUGUGGUUGGAGCGAGGGAGGACGUGAGGGUCAAGGAACCGGAGCGGAGGGACUUGACGCAGGGUGCGAAGAGGGGUGCGGAGGCAGUCGAGGACGAGGACCGCGCGGAGGACGACGAGGACGAGCGCGAGGAAGAGCAAGACGAGGACGCCAAGGCCGAAUCAGCGGCCCUCGCCCUUCCCUCCGGCUUCACCCCGCCCUCGCAACUCCAACACAACUACAUUGUGGUCCCGCCCAAGUUGCGGUUCGUCACCCUCGUCGCACUCCUACGCAAGUUGCUCGUCAAAGCUUCCUCGGCGAACGGCGGGCGGGGGAUGAAGGUCCUGGUGUUCAUGAGUUGUACGGACGCGGUGGACUUUUGGUGGAAGGCUCUGGGAAAGAUGAAGAUGGGUACUUCGUCGACGGACGAUGCAGACGACGAGGAGGAAGAGGAAGAGGAGGACGAGAAGGCGGAGUCGGCUCGUCUCGUCUCGCUCCACCCUCUCCUUCCCAGCACGCCCAUCUACCGCCUGCACGGCUCGCUCCCUCUCCAAACUCGUCUCUCGUCCCUCUCGGCCUUCUCGAGUCCGUACACCGUCGAGGACGGCAAGCGCAAGGGAUCGCAGACGGACGCAGGGGUGUUGUUGUGCACGAGUGUCGCGGCGCGUGGGUUGGACGUCAAAAAUGUUGGGUGUGUCGUGCAGGUUGAUGCGCCGACCGAGGGCGGCGUGACGGAGUACGUCCACCGAGUGGGUCGGACAGCCCGCGCCGGCGCACAAGGCACAGCCUACUCGUUCAUCCUCCCUUCCGAGUCGGCCUACACCUCCUUCCUCGAAGACGGGAUCAACUCGUCUUCCGCUUCUGCGAAGGGCAAGAAGGUCCGGAUGCGCGAGGUGGGCGUCGAGCAGGUGUUGAGGGAGGGGUAUGGAGGGGAGGGGAGGGAGUACGAGACGAGGGCCACGGAUGUGCAGAUGGGCUUUGAGCGCUGGGUUAACGCGUCUGAAGAGACCGCCUCGCUCGCUCGAAAAGCCUUCCAAGCGCACAUCCGAGCCUACGCGACCCACCCCUCCUCCGAGAAGCACAUCUUCAACACCAAAGCCCUGCACCUCGGCCACCUCGCCAAAUCGUUCGGUAUGCGCGAAGCACCCGGGUCGCACACCGGCUCGUCGAGCAAGAAGGGCGGGUCGAACAAGAAGGCGCGGGUGUCGGUUGGCGGUGCGAGGGCGAGGGCGAGGGACGACGAGGGCGGGUUCGAGGUUGGACCGAGGAAGAGGAAGGCGAUGGAUGCGGAGCAGAGGAUGAAGAAGCUCAUGCGUGGACCGCAGGCGCUGGGGGCGUCCGAGUUCCAUAUCGCCGGGAACGAUGUGCUCGAGAGCGUGGUCAGGCGGAAGUAG
Molecule: messenger RNA, 2847 nt
Organism: Rhodotorula toruloides NP11
Lineage: Eukaryota; Fungi; Basidiomycota; Microbotryomycetes; Sporidiobolales; Sporidiobolaceae
Product: ATP-dependent rna helicase dbp7
Exons: 3
Coding region: 1-2847 (948 amino acids)
Biological process (GO): ribosome biogenesis
Cellular component (GO): nucleus
Molecular function (GO): nucleic acid binding; ATP binding
Source: RefSeq, a predicted model, not a curated record